This is a messenger RNA of Metarhizium album ARSEF 1941, 3015 nucleotides long. Its product is annotated as cell cycle serine/threonine-protein kinase CDC5/MSD2. Gene Ontology annotation, cellular component: cytoplasm; spindle pole; spindle pole body. Lineage: Eukaryota; Fungi; Ascomycota; Sordariomycetes; Hypocreales; Clavicipitaceae. The coding region runs from base 1 to 3015 and encodes 1004 amino acids. Gene Ontology annotation, biological process: protein phosphorylation; regulation of protein localization to mitotic spindle pole body; regulation of cytokinesis. The record is from RefSeq and is a predicted model, not a curated record. Gene Ontology annotation, molecular function: ATP binding; protein binding; protein kinase activity. The transcript is spliced from 3 exons.
AUGGCCCACAGGUUGGCUGCGGCCAAAGGCAGCGUCGAUGUCGAGGCUCUGUCUCCCAGAGAUGCCAAUGCCCAACGAUUGCCCAAAGCGGCCGAAAACAAAGUCAAGACCGCAGCGCAGCUUCGAGCUGCCAAGGACAAGGAGCAUCCUCCGCCGCCCCCUCCCGAAGUCUUCGAGCCACGUAGUUCCGAAUACCCUGACGGGGCGACGUAUCAAGUUGGCAAGUUAUUGGGAAAGGGGGGCUUCGCCCUUGCCUACAGCAGUCUACACGUGGCAACCAAGCAAAAGUAUGCCUUGAAGAUUGUGAAGAGCAAAAUGCCUCCCAAGAUGGAGCAAAAGGCAAGUGGUUGUUUGCCCGCACAUGAAGCCUUGCCGGGACAUUUUCAAACCGAGCUCCAAAUACACUCCAAAAUGAAGCACAAGAACAUCGUGCAAUUCUUCCGAGCUUUUCCCUUCAACAACUGCACAUAUCUUGUGCUGGAGCAGUGUAAUAACGGCUCACUCAUGGACAUGGUCAAGCGCCGCAAGGGACUCACCGAGCCCGAGGUCCGUUUCUACUCGGUUCAGAUUACUGGCGCAAUCAAGUACAUGCACGCCAAAGGCAUCAUUCACCGUGACUUGAAGAUGGGCAAUAUCUUCCUGGAUUCUCACAUGAAUGCCAAGAUUGGCGACUUUGGCUUGGCCGCCCUGGUGGUUACCGGCAGGGACAUGCAGACCAUUCGUCGAACCACACUUUGCGGGACCCCAAACUACAUUGCCCCUGAGAUUUUGGAAAAGGGGAAGAAAGGCCACGAUCACAUGGUCGAUAUCUGGAGCUUGGGGAUCAUCAUGUUCGCCAUGCUUACCUCAAAGCCCCCGUUCCAAUCUUCAACCACGGAUGAGAUUUAUCGCCGAGCCAGAGAGAGAGAUUACGAGUGGCCAACAGGCGAAUCGAACCAGAAAUUCAUAAGCCAGGAGGCCAAGGAUCUGGUUGCCACCAUGCUGGAGGACGCCGACCGCCGCCCCGAGCCAGAUGAUAUCAUACUGCACACAUUUUUCACCUCUGGCUACAUGCCCACCGACAUCGACAUGAGUUACCGACUCCGAGAAUUGCCGCCCGAGCGGGAGGAGUUUUAUGUCACCCGGAUGAGCAGCGCCAUGCAAAAUACUUCCCAUCGCAAUCUGAAACAAAUGUGCAUAGAGAGCGGGAUUGGCCCUUGGUCCGACGUAAACGUCAUUCACUCGCAAGUUUGGAAAGAAAUGGCCCAGGAAGAAAAGGCCGGCCUGACGCCAACGAUUCCUCUAGCUGACAAUUUGGUUUAUCGACCAUUUGACGACUGGCUCAAAGAGCACGUGCCUCAGCGAAGUAAACUUUCACAUUCCGUUGGACCUCACACCGCGCAGCCAGUCGCGGUUUCCGAAGAGCCGCACAACACCGCGCAAAAGGCUCCUCUAGGAUUGCCGAGACAGCCUCCUCAGAGUUUCGCUGCCCAGCAACGUGCACAAAACCGACCUGCUGCAACCUCCUCAACAGCCAAAUCGAAUCCUCCUGUGGACCCUGCCCUGACGGCCAGCCAAAGUAUACGAGGAGCAUCACGGCGAGAGGCCGUUCAAGGGGCGGCCUCGAAAGUAUCCUCGGGAGGCACGCUCAAGACGAUGCGAAGCUCGGCCCGCACAGUCUUGCCAGCAGCGCGGUCAGCUCCGAGCCUCCAAGUAGCCGAGCGAGCAGCUACUAUGACAUGUGCCCCCGCGCAACCACUUCAAAGAUCAAAUUCACAGUCAAUUCGGCCGACGACUCUCUUCGCCCCAUCCGAGAAGACUGCGGCAAUCGUGGGCUCAAAGCCCGACGUUGUUCUGGAACGAUUGAAAAAGUUACAAGCGGAACUAGAGCGAUCAUUGAAUUCCCGUACAAUGGCAGUCAUUUCCUCCAAAUCUGUCACACCUCCCCAUCCUCACGUGGUUGUCAAGUGGGUUGACUAUACCAACAAAUUUGGUCUUGGCUAUAUUUUGAACGACGGCAGUGUCGGUUGCGUACUCAGGGAUAUUCCCACAACAGAAGGCAGCAAAACAGCUAUGCUCCCUCCUGCCGGCGUUUUCAUACGAGGUGCUGAGAAACACAUUCUGCGUCGGGAAGAUGAAUCAUACUUUGACAGGAGCCAACCGGUUCCCAUGACAGAGGCAAUCAAGUUCUUUGAGAACAAUGGUGAGAGCGGCCUAUCUGAGGUGAAUGUUUCGCCCGAGCAGUUUAGGGUGUCCAUCAGCGAAGAUGGCACAGCUGGCAAGAUGAACCCUGGUAAGGAUGUCUACCAGCACCGCAAGCGCGAGAGAAUUAUUCUCUGGAAAAAGUUUGCCAACUACAUGAUUGCCUAUGGCCGAGACGAAAACCUUGGGGCUGAGGAGACGGAGGGGCAAGGCGUCAUGUCACCAGGGGCAAAAGGCACAACGGCAGAGCUGGUGACGUUUUACCAGAGAUUUGGAGACGUCGGUUGUUGGGUGUUCUGUGACGGACAUCUUCAGUUCAACUUCCCCGAUCACACCAAGAUCGUGCUUGAUGCUACCGGAACCUGGUGCCACUUCUGGCAUCUCCCACAAGACGCCGCCGAAAGACUAGCAUCGACAGGCACAAUCGGGGCAGCCGCUCUAGACGACCGCGCAACGCUCUCGUACCCUCUGCAGACCCUGCUCAACUUCCAGAUCAAGUCAUCUACCCGCUCGGCCAGCACUCGCAAACGACCUGAGAUUGACCCUGAGGUCCGAGGAAUUCCCGCCGCAAACGACUUCCGCCGCAAGAUUGAGUUCAUCAAGAAUGUGGUCAAGGAAUGGGUUGCCAACGGUGGCCUCGGAAACAGUUCCAUGAGCCGAGAGUCGCGCCUGCGAUGGACCGGUUUCAGAGAACUGGUCAACACAACGAUUCCUCAGAAACACGUCUGGGUGACGAUUGGCGCUCGCUGGGGCGACCGGCGCUUGUCAACGCUCGUCGACCCCCGGAAGCCCUGGGAAUUGGGCGAAGAAGACGCCGAGGGCCCCAGGAAGUAA